AUGUCGUCCUCAUCACAAGGAGACCUCCCCUCCAAUCCCCCCUCCACCACCACUACAACGUCCAGCUCCAGCUCCACCUCAAGGUCCGGCUCUCACACACCCAAGCAAAGCUCAGACGCCUCUUCCUACAGCCAAUACUUCUCCUACCCAGUCAGCCACGUCGUCUCAGGUCUCUACCGGCGCCUGACAGACCCCAACAUCCCUACUACCGCCAUGCCCUCCGCCCUCCCCUGGUCGACCUCAUCCUCCUCGUCCGAAGUAUUCACGCCGCGCCGAACAGCCUCGCCUUUCCAACCUCCACCCCUCACACCCCUCACUCUCACAAUCCCCCGAGGCGCAGACCUCCUUCAACAACAGCUCCUGACACGCGCACUCGGCGAGGAAAUCCGCCUCCUGGUACCAGCCCGCCUCCAACUCGUCGACACCUGGCGUCUCGCCUACAGCCUCGAUCGCGACGGCGCCUCCCUCUCCACCCUCUACGACCACUGCCAGCAAUUCUCUCACCGCAGCCCGCGGGCGGGCUACGUCCUCGCCGUCCGCGACUCGUCUCCCUCCGGCGCCGUAUUCGGCGCUUACAUGACAGACGCGCCGCACCCAAACUCACAAUUCUUCGGCACAGGCGAGUGCUUCCUCUGGCGCGCGAGCGUGCUACCACCUCCCGCAAGCCUGGGCCUUGCAUUCUCAGGUGAUGGUCCGCAGUCUGAGGAAGCGCUUGAGCGCGCGGGCCUGCCGCCCCCGCCUUCGGCGGAUACUACCCACGCUGGACGUUGGAGUACUUUCCGCAGUGACUCGCGGUCCAAGGUGAAGAGGGAGGCUUCGCCGGCCCUUAAUUUGAAUAUGAAUAUCAAGUCUAGUCUGGCUGCGGCUAGUGGCGGUGCGCUGGCGCCUCCGUCGCCUCCGUCGAUUGAUACCCCUUCACGCAGUGGGGCUAGUACGCCGGAGCGCAUUCGUUUCAAGGCAUUCCCGUAUAGUGGGGUGAAUGAUUAUAUGAUGUUUUGUGAGACUGGAUUCUUGAGUCUUGGUGGCGGGGAUGGACAUUACGGUCUUUGGGUGGAUUCUGGCCUUGAGAAGGGAGUUAGCGCGCAUUGUCAGACAUUCGGCAAUGAACCUCUCUCCGAUGAAGGGGAGAAGUUUGACGUCCUCGGUGUCGAGGUUUGGUAUGUCGGAUCUUAA
Penicillium daleae is the source of this 1173-nucleotide messenger RNA. RefSeq names its product putative oxidative stress response protein Oxr1. The record is from RefSeq and is a predicted model, not a curated record. Lineage: Eukaryota; Fungi; Ascomycota; Eurotiomycetes; Eurotiales; Aspergillaceae. Gene Ontology annotation, biological process: response to oxidative stress. The coding region runs from base 1 to 1173 and encodes 390 amino acids. Gene Ontology annotation, cellular component: nucleus. The transcript is spliced from 2 exons.